AGUAAAUAGUUUCAAGUCAGUCGCAUUUGGUGCGUGCUAGCACAUGGUUAGACCAAAACAAAUUGCCUAAUCUUAAUUGAACUGUGUGCGCAACCUUUACUUGAUUUCUAACUUCGAAUUACUUGAAGUAAAUUACAUGGAAAAGCCAAGAAGAAAUUAAAUCAGCAUUAUACAAAAUAUAGUAUUAUAAUUAUAAACAUAACAGCUUUAAAAUGGCAGUACAAAGUAAACUUAUGGAGGCAGCAAUUAACUGUAGCUGUCAAGAAUAUCUUCAUCCUUGGACUUCUAGCUGUGCCAGUGGCUCAGCCGGCAUAAUACUCUCCGCCUUGCCCUAUUCAUUACGCACAUACACCAUGGUCUAUUUAUUGGCACUGUUAUUGAGAAGACGCAUUCCCACACUCCAAGACCUCAAACGCACAAUAAUUGGAAUUUUGAAAUCAUCAGCUUUCCUAACAACAAACACAUUUGGAGUAAACUUUUUUAUUUGUUUAAUGCGCCUGCUACUGGGUCGUUUCUACUUCUGGACAAUCGCGUAUAUUCCCGCCUUUAUAGCCAGUUUUGUUGCACUGUUAGUCGAGCGACCAGAGCGUCGUACUUCAUUGACUCUAUAUGUGGCAAAUGUGUCAACAGAAUCACUGUGGAAAAUGCUCGAGGCACGCGGCAUUGUUCGCUCCAUUCCCAAUGGACAGGUUCUAGUUCUUGGCUGCAGUGUGACUGCCUUGCUCUACAUGUAUCGACUUGGUAUCCACAGAACCAAGCUAAAGGAUUCUGCUUUUAAGGCACUACAAUUGCUAAUUGGCAAGGAGGAGGAGGGUCCAAUCGAGAGCUCCACUGCGGCAGGAACCACACAAAGCUCGUUGGAGCAACCUUUGAAUUUGAGGAAAAUCUCCGCUUAUGUACAAAUCUACACACACCUGCUUAGCAUUAAACAUUCAAGCUGUCCACAUCGAAAAGGAUGUAGUUCCCAUGUUUUGAUGGGUGGACUGAAGCCAUUUAUUGGCGGAGUGGGAGCUCAAGUCGGUCUCAAGCUUCUGUUAAAUCUGCGAAAGAUAUUCAAAUUGAAGCUGGAUUGGCGAAAACAAAUAUUCAAUAAACAAAACCUAAGCCUGGGAUUGGCCUUGGGAAGUUUCUCCCUGAGCUAUAAGUUAAUUUCAUGUGCUCUUCGCCAAAUCUGCGGCUAUGACAGCGCCUUCUUUGCGAUACCUGCUGGACUUUUGGGUUCAAUUGGACUCCUGCACUUCCCUAACACAACAAUUGCAUUGUACGUAAUGUGGAGAACUCUUCACUUACUCUAUAAUUGGGGACGGGAGGAGGGAGUGCUGCCAAAAGUACCUCACUUUGUGAUAAUGCUUUACUCCGCUUGCACUGCGUUAAUCUUUCACAGUGCAAUCGUAGAGCCCAAAUCACUGCGAAGCAGUUAUUACAAAUUUGGAUCGGAUAUAUCAGGAGAAAGAAUAUAUCGCUUCAAUGUGAGUCCAUUUGAUGCCUACGGAUUUGGCACACAAAGUCAAGCUGAGAGUGUGAUUAAAAAACUCAAAAUUGAUCUGAGCCAAAAACUGCCCAAGAUUCCAUUGGUAGUUUAAAUAUACUUAUUGCUUUUCAACAACUGCAAGCUGACGUACGCACACUUAAUACUCUGAAUUAAAUAAUGAAAAUGUUA
This is a messenger RNA of Drosophila nasuta, 1660 nucleotides long. Its product is annotated as transmembrane protein 135-like. Lineage: Eukaryota; Metazoa; Arthropoda; Insecta; Diptera; Drosophilidae. The transcript has 5 exons. The coding region runs from base 213 to 1583 and encodes 456 amino acids. The record is from RefSeq and is a predicted model, not a curated record.